Messenger RNA from Electrophorus electricus (electric eel), 1783 nucleotides. It is a transcript of the gene trim55a, whose product is annotated as tripartite motif containing 55a. Gene Ontology annotation, biological process: regulation of microtubule cytoskeleton organization. Lineage: Eukaryota; Metazoa; Chordata; Actinopteri; Gymnotiformes; Gymnotidae. Gene Ontology annotation, molecular function: zinc ion binding. The record is from RefSeq and is a predicted model, not a curated record. Gene Ontology annotation, cellular component: cytoplasm.
AUAAAAGUUCUACAGCGCUCCCUCUCUACAGGCCUCUCGCAGUGACUCGGCACAUUUGACACCUUUUUAAACAUUUAUUUUUGUCAGAAACUUGUCUGUUUUUGAGCUGACAGAGAAACGUGAAAGCAAAAAAUCGACUGCGUCUACUUCUCAUCGUGCAAUGAAUGUUCCUUUAGAACACUUGCAUUCUAAAAAGCGCGACACCAUGGACAGUCUGGAGAAGCAGCUAAUCUGCCCCAUCUGCCUCGAGAUGUUCACCAAGCCGGUUGUGAUUUUACCGUGCCAACACAACCUAUGUCGGAAAUGUGCCAACGACAUAUUUCAGGCAUCUAAUCCCUACCUGCCAACACGUGGGGGUUCUACAGUAGGUUCUGGUGGUCGUUUUCGUUGUCCAUCCUGUAGACACGAGGUGGUUCUAGAUCGACAUGGUGUGUAUGGACUGCAGCGGAAUCUACUGGUGGAGAACAUCAUUGACAUGUAUAAACAGGAGAGCAACAGUACCAGCAGUAAAGCAGAGCCCGAGCAGAAGCCAGGUGUGUUGAUGUGUGAGGUACAUGAGGAUGAGAAGAUUAAUAUCUACUGUGUAACCUGUUCAGUUCCCACCUGCUCCCUGUGCAAAGUGUUUGGUGCUCAUCAGAGCUGUGAAGUUGCACCGCUCAAUACUGUCUAUGAGAUCCAGAAGAUGGAGUUGUCAGAGGGUGUUGCUAUGCUGGUGGGAAACAAUGACAGAAUUCAGGCCAUCAUAAGCCUGCUGGAAGAGAGCUGCAAAACAGUAGAGGAAAAUGGGCGUAGGCAGAAGUCUCAUGUGUGUGAGUCAUUUGAUCAUCUGUAUGCUUUGCUGGAGGAAAGGAAAGCAGAGUUGACACUGAAAAUCAACUCUGAACAGCAGGAGAAACUUGACUAUAUCAAGGGCCUACAGCGCAGGUACACAGAGCACCUGGACACAAGUGCCAAACUGGUGGAGACUGGAAUCCAGACCAUGGAGGAACCAGAGAUGGCCAUCUUCUUGCAGAAUGCAAAGCCUCUUCUACAAAAGGUCGCAGAGGGCAAGAGCACAUCACAUCUGGAGAAGUUGGAACGUGGCUAUGAGAAUAUGGAUCAUUUCACUGCAAACUUUAAGUGCGAGAGGAGAGCCAUCCUCAACAUUGACUUUAUUAGAGAUGAGGAAGCUGAUGAAGAUGAAGAUGAUGAUGAUGAUGGUGAUAAUGAUAAUGACAAUGAAAAGGUUGUUGCACUUGUAAAUUCCCAGAGUCAGGCAUCUGGAGUAGUAAAUCCCACCCUUAACCCUACCCUCCCUGCAGAUUCCCCACGAGCCUUAGCUAGUGCAUCUCUGCCAGCUCCAGGUCCCAGCUCUGCUCAAGCACAAAUCACCAAUCCAGCACAUGGCUCACCUUCUACCACAGCUAUUCUCAGUGCUGACCAAACAACAAACACCAGUAUGCCCCAAAAUAAGCCCGUGGCUGCGCUCCUUCCAAGCCCAGCCCAUAGCCCCCAAGUCAUUACUGGCACAGAGGCAGCCUCCAGCCCUGAUGCAGGAGCUACCACUCAGAGCUCAGAUGAAGGACAACCACGACACAUUUUCUCCUUCUCAUGGCUCAAUAUGCCUAAAUAACCUUACCAUACUGUAUUGCCAUGUACUGACCCAAGAUGGCCAGAUAUUCCCAUGUUAUGUUUGCCAGAAACUCAGAAAGAUGAAAAGGUUUGACUUAUAUGCCUGUGUUUCUUUUCUAAAAUGGUUUCUUUGCCCAUAAGUGGGUAUCUAUGAAGCAUUUUCAAGUUUCAA